This is a messenger RNA of Drosophila navojoa, 5145 nucleotides long. RefSeq names its product centrosomal protein 164 (gene Cep164). The record is from RefSeq and is a predicted model, not a curated record. Gene Ontology annotation, molecular function: protein binding. Lineage: Eukaryota; Metazoa; Arthropoda; Insecta; Diptera; Drosophilidae.
CGACAUUGGCAACAUUCGUUGCAGUUGGCAACGCACGCACAACACUCGCAUAGCCAAAUAAAACGGGGCAGUCGAAUCGGUCACAUUCGAUUUUCGCUCUAAGCUCGUAAUUCGCUGCGACGGCCACACACACACACACAUACACACACACAACAUAUGUAUAGGAUGCUGUUGCACACUUAUGCAACGCUGGCGACAUCUGACGGCAUAAUUUGCCAUAACUAAAACAGCACGAAUUUAAUAACAAAUCGCUGAGGCGAAAAAGUCAGCUAACGGCUUUAAAAGCAGCGACGGUGGCAGCGGCAGCGACAGCGACAGCGACGACGUCAACGACAAUGGCCAGCAACUCCUCGGCAACCGCAUCGCUGGCCACAACGCCGGCGACGACGCCAACGGCGCUGACAACAGCAGCAACAGCAGCCAAACGCAUGGGCUACACAACGCCAGCAGCGACGUCAGCAACGGCGUCAGCAUCGGCAUCGGCGUCGUCAACGGCAACGGCAACGUCUUCGGUCAUCUGCGAGGAAGUCUUCGAUGAAGCCUGUUUACCAUCAUCCGAGGAGAUAAACGAUUAUGCGACAUUGAUUGGCAUCGAUCCGAGCAAGGAACCGCAUUUGUUAUACCUGGCCAAAGAGGGGCUUAUGGCCGCAUUGCCCUCCGAGUGGAAGAUCUGCUAUUCGGAGGAAAAGGGCGGCCACUACUAUCAUAAUACGCGCACAAAGCAAUCGCAGUGGGAUCAUCCGUUGGACGCGGUCUAUCGGGAUUUGGUGGAGCAGACGCGCCAGAAGCUAGCGACGGCAACUGGUGCUGCUGCUGCUGGUGCUGCUGGAGGUGGUAGUGGUGGUGGUGGUGGCGGCGGCGGUGGUGCCACACCCAUCAUUGAUAACUCGGACGAUGUGUCGCAGCUGGACUCGGGCAUACGUAGCAUGCAAGGAACGGACGAGCUGCUGGACGACAUGAGCUCACCUCUAAACAAUGGCAGCAGCCAGACGGCUGGAACGUCGGCUGCGACUAGUGGUGCUGGCGGUGCUGGUGGUGCCGGCAACUCCAAGACUCAUACAACUACCGGUGGUGCGUCGGCUUUUCCGGGUCCGAGUGGGUUCAGCGGUGGGGUCAGUCGGUUCCUGGAGACGCGCGGCAAGAGCUUCGGGCCCAUCUUUCAGCCGGUGAAGAACACACGCUUCGAGGUGGCCAAAACGAACCAGCAAAUCAGUCUGGCCAUGAAAUUCGGCAGCAUGGAGCCGCCCCAGCCGCCACAAGAGCAACAGCAACAACAACAACAGCAACAGCAACAGCAGAGGAGAGGCUCGUUCCAGCUAUCCGGCACUGGCGCCAUGUUCCUCAAGUCGCGCCGCCAGCUGGAGACGACGGAGGGCGGGGGCAAUGCGAGUGGCGUGAAAGGCAUCCUGCGGGACUCCAGCUUGACGGACAUGCGCCGGCGCUACGAGCGUGAUGAGGAUGCAGUCGCGGUGGAGGACAAGAAGAGCGUGCGCUUCAAUCUGGUGGAGACCCAACGGAUUUGCACCUCGCCCACUGAGGAGGAUGAUGCGCGCAAGCAGCAGCAGUCGCCCGAGCUGUCCAUGGAGGAGGAGGAGGCGGAGCACGAGCAGCCCUCUGCGCAGGAGGUGGACCACGAGGAGGAGGAGGAUGAUGAUGACGACGAGGCGUUGGGUCACGGCAAUGCCGUCGCUGCAGCAUCGGCCGUCGAUAGCAACGAAGACGACGACGAUGACGACGACGAGGACGAUGACGACGACGACGAUGUCUGGGAUGAGGACCUGGCCGAUCCCGAUGCCAUGGUCGGCAUGUGCAGCCUGAACCCCUUCAUCAGUGACUCGAACAAGCCGAUACGCAUCAUCAGCCUGCCCAAGGCCCAGACCAUACAGAUGCUGAAGCAGGAUGUGGAGCAGACGAGCAGCUACUUGGACAAGCUGAAGGAGAGCUCGACGGCCACAGUGAAGCCGCUGUACGAGGACACCGACUCGGACUCGAAGGGCAGCUCGGUGCGCAGCUUCAUCAUCAAUAAGUCGGAGCAGGAGUCGCUGCACGGCAGCAAUCCGAGCAAUCCCUUUGACCUGGACGAGCUGCACAGCAAGCACAGCCACGAGCUGGAGCAGCUGCAGCGCAAAUCGGCGCAGACCCAGGCCCAGCUGGCCAGCGAGAAGCUCGGCCUGCGCAGCCUGAAGAUGGCCAGCAAGCUGGUGGGCCUGCUCAAGAACAAGGAGCACAGCAGCGAAAUGCUGAACGAGGCGGCCGCCUUGCAGCAGCUGCAGAAGGACAUGGAGGCAAUGAAGCGGGAGCACGAGGUGCGCCUGAAGAGCCUCAGGCAUGAGUACGAUCUCCGUCUGACGGCACACCAGCAUCAGCUGGAGGAGGCGUUCCAGCUGCAGCUGGAGGAGUACCGCGACCAGCUGGAGCAUCAGCUGCAAACGAAGCGCGCCCAGGUGGUCAGCGAGCACAAGACGCGCAUGGCCACGCUGCAGUCGAACCAUGCCGAGCUGCUGCACGAACUGGAGCGCGACCUGCGCUCCGAGCAGGAGCUGCUGCGGCGCGAGCAUGCCACCAAGCUGAGCCAAAUGCGGGACAAGCUCAACCACGAGCUGGAGCUGGAGAAGCAGCGCCUGCGGGACAACGGCGAGGAGCGCCUCUACGAGAAGGUGCGCUGCGAGAAGCGUCUGCUCGAGGACAAGUACCGCUGCCUGAAGGAGAAGUACGUGCGGCUCAAGACCGAUGUGAAGCUGUCGUUGGAGCGACGCAGUCGCCGGCGUGAGGCGCAAGCGCAGGCCCAGGCGCAAGUCCAGGCCCAGCUGGAGCCGCACUUGCAGACGAACAACUCGGAGACUGAACGUUCGCUGUCGCAGAAGCCGUCCAUUGGCAACAGCGAGAACCGUUCGCUCAGCUACUCGGAGCAGGCAACCACCACGGACGUCAAGCUGAAGCCGCCAGUGCCCCCAAAGAGCCACCUGGGCAAGCAGGCGGCCAGCGUCUGUUUGGCCAGCAAAUACAUCAAGCAGCUGCAGCUGCAGGACGAUGCCAACACCUCGCUCAGCCAGUCGGACACAACGAUAUCGAACAACUACAGCAAGGGGCGAUAUCUGGCGGCGCCAUCGGCCACAUUGGUGCUCAGCGACAACGGCAACUCGGACUCGGAGGCACAGCAGCAGCAGCAGCAACAGCAGCAACAGCAGCAGCAGCAGGAGCACAAUAACAAUAACAAUAACAACAAAGCCUUAACGGUGCCUCGCAAGAAACUCUUCUCGCGCACCAAAUCCGCCUCCACCUCGCGUCUCAACUCCGACUACAACAAGCAGCAGCAACAGCAGCAGCAGCAGCAGCAGCAGCUGCAGCAGGUGGAGCGUCCUUGCACGCCCGUCGAGAACUUGCGGCAUCAGCUGCAGAAGCUGGAGGAUCUGGAGGAUCAGUUCCCGGAGCACACGCUGGACACCACAUACCACUUGCGCUACCCCUUCACGGACAUUGUGGCCAACGAGCAUGCGGCCGUGGUUGGCUCGGUGGUUGGGUCCGAGCUGGAGUUCUUCAAGCAUCGCAUACACCUGGAGCGGGACUCGGUGCGUCGGGCCAAGGAAUCGUUGCGCACACAGCGCACCAAUUUCCGUGCGCGCCAGCGCGAGAUCAAGCAGCGGCACAAGAGCCUGACGAUGAGCGCGCCCAGGCACUCGCUCGAUCAGCUGAUCCAGGAGGAGAAGGAACUGACCGAAAUGGAAGUCAAUUUGCAUCGGACGCGCGCGCUGCUGGGCGAGAAGGUCAUCAGGCUGAGGCAUCUGGAGCAGAGCCUGCUGCGCAUCUACGAGAAGGAGAAGCCGAGCCUGGAGCAGGAGCCCAAGGAUGAUGCCACCACGCUCAGUGAUCUCUCCUCGCACUCCAGCUCGGGCUUCAGCAGCACCGACUUUGCCAGCGGUGCGGACCUGCACAAGCGCAAGGAGUACUUUCAGCAGGAAUCGAAUGAGUGCAUACAGAAUCUGGAGAUACUGAAUGCCGAGAUACGCGAAAUACUGGACAUACUUGGCCAGAAGCAGCAGCUGCACCACCAGCAACAGCAGCAGCUGCAGCAGCCGCCGCCGCCGCACCACCAUCAAUCCCAGUCGUCGCACGGCCUGGCCCUCACCAUGCCGCUGAUCUCGCCCAACGAGCUCAGCUGGUCGCAUAUGCUGAGCAGCCAGCAGUCCUCGUCGAUGGCCACAACGAUGGCCGGCACGGCCAGCGGCUCGAAUCAUAGCAUUAGCACCACCACCAGCGCUGCUGCGGCGGCGGCCGCUGCCUCGGUCCAUGCACCACAGUCGAUACCGACCCUAGCCGAUCGCCUGGAGACUUACCGCCAGCUGGCAGCGGGCCGCAUGCACAGCUCCAUGGGCGGUGCCAUCCUGGCGGCCAAUACCAUCGUGUCCCAGAGUCCACGGGCGGUCAACUACACCACCAGCCUGGUGGAGCGCACGCGCGACCUGCGCAACUGGCUGCGCCAGGCCAAGACUGAGCACGAGCUCCUCACGGGCAUGAAUGUCCAGCAUGGCCUGGCCAUGCACACGAGCAGCUCGACGGUGGGCGGCAUCAGUGGCAUUGGGGGCAUCGGUGCUGCGGUGGGUGGCCACUCGACGGCCGGUACUUCGCCCGUCUCCAGCAGUGGUGCAGUGGGUGGGUCGGUGGCUGCCACCGCCAAUUCGGCCAAUUCAGCGGCCAGCGCAGCCCAAACUAAUUUGUAAGCGAUUCGGAUCGACCAUGCGAAAUCUAGUCCAAAGUCUAGUCUAGUUGUAGGGCAUUGCUAGCCCUAGCUAUACCCUAUAAAGAGUAGCUUUAUGUCUGUAUAUAGGAUUAGCAAGCUUAUUAAUAUUAUUAUUACUAUUAUUAUUAUUAUGCCUAUUGUCUGCCUUUUACAAAGCCUAGCAUUGUUUUAACUUUUUUUUUUGUCAACUAAGUUGCAGCUGCUAAGCAUACCCUGUAAUUCUGAAAUAAUUCAAAUUGCCUAGUUUAAGUCCAAUAUUAUUUGUUAUAUGUGCGAGGUGUUGUGCUCCCAUUUGAAUGCAGGGUAUUUGCAAGUCGAGCAUUGCUACUAUUAGGAAAAAGUUAUGAGCAAAUCUUGUUUGAUUAUAAGAAUUUUAAUACUCUGCUGAAGUAUAUUUAGUAUUUUAA